Stegodyphus dumicola is the source of this 3429-nucleotide messenger RNA. Its product is annotated as protein madd-4-like. The record is from RefSeq and is a predicted model, not a curated record. Gene Ontology annotation, molecular function: metalloendopeptidase activity. Gene Ontology annotation, biological process: extracellular matrix organization; proteolysis. NCBI's taxonomy places the organism in Eukaryota, Metazoa, Arthropoda, Arachnida, Araneae, Eresidae. Gene Ontology annotation, cellular component: extracellular matrix.
AUUCUAAGCUCCUUUCUCUGUUGUGCUUCGCUCACGCUACUUUACGUUCGAUAAAGUUUUAGCAUCUAUAGAAUUUUUAAAAUGACGGCAAUUAGCGUUAUCAUAGGCUGCAUUGCUGCGAUUUUAUUAUGGCUUCCUUGCAUACGGGCUAAAGAUGUAUUUCCAUUUCUUGACGAAUCUUUGCAAAGAUUAGAAGAAAUUCCGCAAGACGACAAGAGUGUACCACUGCGUAGCGAAAAAAGACGGAAGAUCACAAAUAAUGAGGCUACUGAAGAAGGAUGGACAGCUUGGGGUCCAUGGCAAACGUGCUCCCGCAGUUGCGACGGGGGCAUUGCAAUUAGUUUGAGAAUUUGUCGAGGCACUUGUCCAGUGGGUCAACAUAUUAGAAGACAGAUCUGUAAUAUGCAGCCCUGCCCUGAACCGAAUGACUUUCGGGCUGCUCAGUGCUCAGCUUAUAACGAAAGACCCUACCGGGAAAGAAUGUAUGUGUGGUUACCAUUCUACGAUCCGGAAGACCCGUGUGCCUUGACCUGCAUAGCACAAGAUUACGGCUUCGUUGCCAAGUUGUCCAAGAAGGUUCAGGACGGAACAAGGUGCAGAGAAGGAGCAUUGGAUAUGUGCGUAGAAGGCCAGUGCCAGCCAAUCGGUUGUGAUCUCCGAGUAGGUUCAACUCUUAAAGUAGACGAAUGUGGGAUUUGUGGAGGUGAUGGCUCCAGAUGCCAAAGACCAACAUUCAUCUGGCAGGAAGGUGUAUUUGGUGCAUGUUCCGUCACUUGUGGAGGAGGCAUCCAGCUUUCCGAAGCUACGUGUCGCAAUAAAGAAACAAAUGAAGAGGUGGAUCCUAGACUAUGCAAUUUGUCAAUCCGUCCGCGGACCAAAGCUAAGCAUUGUAACCGACACCCUUGCCCUGUAGUGUGGGCCACCGGGAAGUGGGGUCCUUGCUCCGCAACGUGUGGAACGGGUGUUCAGUCUCGCCCCGUCUUCUGCGUUCAGGGCGGACCCAACGGUUCCCGGAUAGAUGUCAAGUCCGAUUUUUGCCCGCGGCACAAGCCCAUGACGGAACAAUCGUGCACCGUAGAGGAGUGCCCUCGUUGGUUCCAAGGUCCCUGGUCACCAUGUUCUGUAACAUGUGGGCAAGGGAUUCAGACUAGAGCUGUUGUCUGCAGAGAUAGCAAAAGUCAGUACAGUGAUCUGUGUGAUCUCAGUGGUAUGCCGAGGCCACAGAAGACUUGUGAAUCGAAGAUCCCUUGUCCGGUGGUAUCUCAAACCGAAGAGCCCACAACACCGCCACCUUGUAUUCCCGUCCACAGUACAGAAGCUGAGCCUUCAUCUACACUGACUGAAGAACCAUCAACGGAAACUGAACCUCCUAUAAUUCUUACUCAAGCUCCCGCAAAUCUAUCCUCUACUACAAAAUCUUUCUACUUCGUGGGACCCUGGAGCCGAUGCAAUGGAGAGGGUUUCAGAAGGAGGAUAGUUCACUGCCAAAUUUUUCUAGAAGUUUCCCGGACUGCGGCUAGGCUGCCAGAUUCCGAAUGUACAGAUGCUCGACCAAUCGACUUUGAACCGUGUUCCAUAUCCUGCCCGCCUCCUUAUCCUCCUAGAGAGGUGACAACAGUAGUAGACCAAACAGAAGAAGAAAAAGACAAAUCCUUCUACUCUUGGAACACUGAAAAAUUCUCUCCUUGUUCUGCUUCCUGUUCAGGAGGCAUACAUACGUCUAUUGUUCGAUGCCUCCGUCUCCCGGAUCAAGUGGAAGUCUCCCCUCAGUUAUGCAAUCUUGCUCUAAAACCUGAAGCCCUCACCAAGAGGUGUAACGAUCAGCCUUGUCCAGUAAGUUAUAAGUGGAACGUAACGGAAUACGGAGAAUGUUCCAGAGAAUGUGGUGGUGGUAUACGAACACGAAUAGUGAAAUGCAUCUCAGUGACAGAUGGUCAAGAAGUUACAUCCGUUAAAUGUUCCGGUCAACCGCCGAAAGCUGCUGAUAAUUGCAAUGUCUUCGACUGUCCUUCAUCCUGGAAGACUGAACCUUGGAGCAAGUGUUCUCGAUCUUGCGGUGGAGGAUUUCAGACAAGAAAACUACAAUGCGAAAAGAUUCUAGCACCUCUCAGCCAAACUAUCCAGUUACCACCAUCCAAGUGCCUUAAAACGAGGCCGAAAGCUAUCAAGAAAUGCAAUCUCAAACCUUGCCCACCACCUCCAAGGACUACUACUACUACAACUACAACUACCACAAUUGCCACCAUGGAUCCUGUCAUGAAGACAGCUGAUGACACUGAAGUUGUCACCAAUUAUCCAGAUGAGCAGGUGUUCGUACAAAAGUACCCCAACAGACGCGUGACUCUGAAAGCAUCAGGCCAAGCCAUUCUUUUUAAGGGAUCGAAUGCCAAAUUUCAUUGUCCGGUGUUCCCAGCUUCCAACACUAGCCGGGUUCUCUGGUUCAAAAACCAAACAAGAAUGCCACCAUCCACCACCAGCAAUUGGCCACGAGUCUCCGUGUCCGGAAAAGGAGCCCUUCGAAUUCAUAAGAUCACGUUCUCGGAUGCCGGGACAUACACGUGCUUGGCGGGCGCUUUUAGGAGCGACGUGAUUGUGCAAGUAAAGCCUUUGCCUACAAGACAACCCGAAAUGCUAUACUCAGAUACGAGUUCCAUAACUUCUCUAUCGACAACACCUGCUCCAACAGUAGAAAAUCUCAGCAGAAAACUUACAAACCGUUCUGCCCUUCCACAAGUUCGUCAUUUCUUGGUUAAUAUGCGCCAUUUUGCUGAAGAACGCGUGAAGUCUGAUCCUGUAGUCCUGGAGUAUGACUGGAUAGUAGGAGUAUGGUCACCCUGCUCACAUUCUUGUGGAGAGACGGGUAUUCAGGUUAGAACCAUAGACUGCAGAGUUAGAGUGCUUAAGAAUGCCACGCGACUUGUGCCGAAAGGUCUCUGUAUAGAUGGAGGAUUACCCGAACCUCCGAGUAUUCAAUAUUGCCCCUUAGAUCCUUGCCCAGAAUGGAUUACAGGUGAUUGGUCAGAAUGUAGCACAAAAAACUGUCUAUCGUGGAAUACCGCUUACCAGAAAAGAAGUGUUCUCUGUGGUCUGGCCAAUGAGACUCUUACACCGAGUCACUGUGAUAGUAGAAAGCGGCCUAGAAGGAAACGUGAGUGUUUCAAUUCGAAUUGCCAAGGAGUCUGGCGAGUUAGUCAAUGGUCUGAGUGCACAGCAAGUUGUGGAUAUAGAGGAUUUCGCAGCCGUAGUGUACAAUGCAUAUGGAACGGAAGUCAAGAGCCAGCUCCGUUCAACGCUUGCAAAGGACCACCACCACCAUUAUCAUCACCAUGUGGUAGAACUCCAUGCAGUGAUGGUAAGAGUACAUGCAGAAAAUUGACAUUAUGUAAUGUACAAUCAGCAAUUCACAAUUUGAAUAAAACAUUUACGUGA